GGCGGGGGGCGGGGCUUACAGCGGUCACUCAGUCAGUCUGCAGAGAGAGACAGAGACUCACAGCUGCUCUACACCGAGCCCGACACUCACCUGAGGCUUCACCUGAGCCCGACACCGUCUGCACGCACAGUCGAUCUGCAGGAGGAGGUGAGGGAGCAUGAAGAGGAGAGGGGAGCAGAGGGAGGACAGCGCCACGCUCAUCGCCCUGGAAACCAAACUGGAGGACAACUACGGCAGCAUCACCAAGAAUGCACCUGGUCAGCCUCAGGACAGGAACGUGUUCCGUGACGGAUUGACUCGAGUCGAUUUCGUGUUGGUGUGGGAGGAGCAUCGGAGCUCACAUAUGGACGAGGGUGCAGGUAAUCACCACCCGCACCAUGUGACGUGGAGGGAGGAGUUUCUGAGGAGGCUGAAACUGUCUGGACUGCUGCUGGAACAGAGGGAAGUCCUCCAGACAAAGAACAAGAUCUGUUUUGUCCUCCUCAGCGCUCCAUGGAAUGUCCUCUGUUAUUAUGCAGAGGAGAUCAGCCUGAGAGCCCCCCUGCAGGUGGUUACUGCUCCAAACAUCGACUGGUCUGAGCACAUCCUGUCCCAGCUGUCCCUCCCCAACCCCAUGGCCCAGGACGUCCCCAACCCUCCACCUGACUACUACACCUGUCAGUUCAAGACCAACAAACUGCACAGGUUUCUGGGCAGCGACAAUGAAGAGACGUUUUUCAAGACGACUCAGAGACACCAGGUGCUGUAUGAGAUUCUGGCCAGGACUCCAUAUGGUUCUGUGAAGCAGGGUGAGGUGGGAAUCGACCGACUGCUGACUGAACAGGUCUUAGCUGCUGCCUACCCACUGCAUGAGGGUGAUUUUGAGCUACCAACCCCCCCGGUGCCCCCUGAGUCUUUAAGUCUAAGACAGAUACUUUACAGGUACUGGGCCCAGUGGUCCUGCUGGAGACGCUACCAACCUCUGGACCACAUCAGGGAGUACUUUGGAGAGAAGAUAGCACUUUACUUUGCCUGGCUCGGUUUCUACACUGGUUGGCUGUUACCAGCGGCAGUUGUUGGGACUGUGAUCUUCCUGUUUGGGUUUUGGCUCAUGUCCACUGAUGUACCAGUGAAGGAGGUGUGUAACAGUGGAGGCACCUUUGUCAUGUGUCCUCUCUGUGACAUCUGCCCCGACUGGAACUACUCCAGCAUCUGUUUCUCCUACAAGGCAGGUAUCCUGUUUGAUAACGGAGGAACAGUGUUUUUCAGCAUCUUCAUGUCUCUGUGGGCUGUCACCUUCCUGGAGUACUGGAAGAGAACCAGUUCGGUUCUGACUCACCGCUGGGACUGCUCUGACUUCCAGGAAAUGGAGGAGCGACCUCGCCCCGAGUUCACAGCCAUGGCACCGAUGACCAUGAGGAACCCAGUGACUGGGGCAGAGGAACCUUACUUUCCUGAAAACAAACGAUUCAACAGAAUUUUGACUGGCUGCAUGGUCAUUAUUGUCAUGCUCACCGGGGUGUUCAUCUUCCUCAUCGCCAUCAUUCUGUAUCGCACCAUCAUCGGCAUCCUCAUCUACAAGUCUAACAGCAUCUUCAGCAAUUUAGCUGGGCGAGUAGCCAGUCUUACUGGAUCAGUAUUGAACUUGUUGGUCAUCCUCAUGUUGUCCAAGGUUUAUACUGCACUGGCCCACAUCCUCACCCGCUGGGAGAUGCAUCGAACGCAGACUAAAUAUGAAGACAUGUUUGUCCUCAAGGUUUUUAUCUUCCAGUUUGUCAACUUCUACUCGUCUCCAGUUUACAUCGCCUUCUUCAAAGGCAGGUUUGUUGGUUACCCUGGAAAGUACAACACUCUGUUUGGAGUUCGCAACGAAGAUUGUGGAGCAGGUGGAUGUCUUAUUGAACUGGCUCAGGAACUGCUGGUCAUCAUGGUGGGAAAACAGCUGAUCAAUAAUGCCCAGGAGUUCAUCAUCCCGAAGCUUAAAGUGUGGUGGCGGAAUAGGAGGCUGAGUCCACACCUGAAGGAAGUGAAGGAGGAGAAUGGCGAGAAGGCUCAGAGGGAGGAGCAGGUGGAGGAUGAGGAGAUCUUUCCCUGGGAAACAGACUACCAGCUGCUGGUCUGUGGAGGACUCUUUGAUGAGUACCUGGAGAUGGUGAUUCAGUUUGGUUUCAUCACCAUCUUUGUGGCGGCAUGUCCUCUCGCUCCCCUGUUUGCUCUCAUGAAUAACUGGAUUGAGAUUCGAUUGGAUGCUCAGAAGUUUGUGACUGAAUAUCGCCGCCCUGUGGUGGAGCGAGCUCAGGGCAUCGGCAUCUGGCUCCCCAUCCUCCAGUUCAUCACCCACAUGGCCGUCCUCAGCAACGCUUUCCUCAUCGCGUUCACCUCGUCCUUCCUGCCUCGUCAGUACUAUCGCUACACCAGAGACCGCACGUUGAGCGGCUUCGUCAACUUCACUCUGGCAACAUCACCGUACAACUACACCCAGCAACACCAUAACAUAUCCUGCAGGUAUCGAGGUCUCAGGGAUGAAAAUGGUGAAUACCUGCCAGAGUAUUUUCACCUCCUUGCCGUACGACUCAGUUUUGUCAUCAUCUUUGAGCAUGUGGUCUUCUUCAUUGGCCGUAUGAUCGACUUGAUGGUCCCUGACAUCCCAGAGGAGGUGGAGCUGAAGAUGAAGAGGGAGCACUACAUGGCUAAAGAGGCACUGGCUGAGAACCAGGUUGUGGGGAAAACCAUGAUUUCUAAUGAUGAUGAAGACCUUUCCAGCACCCUGAGAUACCGUGGAUCUAGAUCCUCCUCAUCACAGCGGGGAGACUCCCCUCCACCGAACCUGAAGGACAUCCCAGAGGAAACAAACUCUACUGACAAAAGCUCUAAUGAACUCUGUCCUCAAUGUCAUUCCACAACCUGAACGUCCACAACUAAACGACUAAACUUCUCCUUUUGCUCAACCUCCCUAACAGAUCUAUUAAACCUCUACACAUUCUACAAGAACUCUUAUUGAAUCUUUACAGGUCCUACAAGAACUUAGCAAGACCUACAAGAUGUAGAUCUACAAGACCACUGCCAGAUCGAACUUCAACACAUCCUACAAGAGUAUUACAAGAGGUUCAAAAGACCUACACGAUGUCUGUACAGCUACAAGGCCCUGCUAGACCUGUACAAGAUCUACAAACUACACAUUUGCAAAAGGACAGUAAGGUCCACAACAUCUACAAUAUCCGCAAGACCUCUGCAACUUUUACAAGAACGAUGUAGAUUUCUACAGGAUCUACAUCUGCUAGAACUCUUCAAGAUCUAUAAGAUACAAGAACUCGAAAAGAUGUCUGCAAGAUCUCUACACAAGAUUUACAGCAUCAGGAGAUUCAAAACCAGAUUCCAAUAUUUUUCAUACAUUUGUAGUUUUUCAUGUUAGAAUAUAUAUUGAUAAAUUAAAUCUAUAGUUAUUUUCUCAAAAAGGCCAAACGUAAGAUGUAAAUAAAUGUCUUAAAGGUGUUA
Messenger RNA from Lates calcarifer (barramundi perch), 3474 nucleotides. RefSeq names its product anoctamin 7 (gene ano7). Gene Ontology annotation, cellular component: plasma membrane. Gene Ontology annotation, biological process: chloride transmembrane transport; calcium activated phospholipid scrambling. Lineage: Eukaryota; Metazoa; Chordata; Actinopteri; Centropomidae. The record is from RefSeq and is a predicted model, not a curated record. Gene Ontology annotation, molecular function: chloride channel activity; protein dimerization activity.